AUGAAAAUAUACUAUUUCAAUACGAUUGCAAACACAAUCACGAGGCGCAUCAAAAUAAUUUCUCUAAACCAAACUCAAACCAUUUUUUUUUAAAUAAACUAAUUUUAAAGACAUAGCAAAGCUCUCUUAAUUUUACUUUUAAAUAGCUCAUAUUUUUACUAAUUAAUAAACAGCUCAAAAUAAAUAUUUAAAAAAUCCAUUCCAUACAAUUUUAAAUUUAAUAAAUACACAAAAUAAAAUCUUAAUAAAAGAAUUAUCAACCUAAAGCAUAAUAAAUUAAUUAAAUUCAAAUUAUAAAAAAAAUAAAAUAAAAAAUACAGCAUACAUAAAAAUAAACAUAUUCAGAUAAAUGUAUCAUAAAUAGCAUAUUAAAUAAACUAUCUAAUAUUGAUAUUUAUUAUAUAAAACUAAGAUUUUUGA
This is a messenger RNA of Tetrahymena thermophila SB210, 420 nucleotides long. RefSeq lists its product as hypothetical. The record is from RefSeq and is a predicted model, not a curated record. The transcript has a single exon. NCBI's taxonomy places the organism in Eukaryota, Ciliophora, Oligohymenophorea, Hymenostomatida, Tetrahymenidae.